Messenger RNA from Pochonia chlamydosporia 170, 432 nucleotides. RefSeq lists its product as hypothetical. Lineage: Eukaryota; Fungi; Ascomycota; Sordariomycetes; Hypocreales; Clavicipitaceae. The coding region runs from base 1 to 432 and encodes 143 amino acids. The record is from RefSeq and is a predicted model, not a curated record. The transcript has a single exon.
AUGAAACGCACAGAAAGAAACCUCAUUUCUCACGGUGACGGCAACGCUACUAAUAAAUGCUCUUCGUCUGAUCAUGUCGUCGACGCACACGUCACCUUAGCUUCAAGCAAGCCAAAAUGUAACCUCCUAUACGUAAUUAAGGGCAACAAUACUUCGAAUAGAGAUGGGGUCAGCAAGGAAAAGCGCGAUGCAGAUAACGGGGCGAACGGUGAAAAAAAGGGCGGGGGGACCAAUACAGAGAAGAAUGGAGAUCAGUCGAUGACGAUUAUGACGACAGAACUUCCUUUGAAGGGACAGAGAAGAAGUGUGCUGAGGGCGAUAGCGAUGACGAUAGUGAUUUCCCUUCCAUUCAGGACAUCUUGCGGUCAGUCGUCGCGGGAGAAUCUGCUCACGCAAGUACUGGCAUGUUACCCAGAAGCAAACGCAAAGUGA